This is a messenger RNA of Dama dama (fallow deer), 5280 nucleotides long. RefSeq names its product RAN binding protein 10 (gene RANBP10). The transcript has 14 exons. Gene Ontology annotation, cellular component: cytoplasm. Gene Ontology annotation, molecular function: protein binding. The coding region runs from base 35 to 1954 and encodes 639 amino acids. The record is from RefSeq and is a predicted model, not a curated record. Lineage: Eukaryota; Metazoa; Chordata; Mammalia; Artiodactyla; Cervidae. Gene Ontology annotation, biological process: cell surface receptor signaling pathway; cytoskeleton organization.
CGCCCCCAGUGACACAAUAGCAGCUCCCUCCAAGAUGGCGGCGGCGACGGCGGACCCGGGAGCUGGGAGCCCGCAGGUUGGAGACUCCUCCGGCGGGGCCACUGGGUGCGGGCUGCCGUCCCCAGGGGAGCAGGAACUGAGCCGGCGCCUGCAGCGCCUGUAUCCCGCGGUCAACCAGCAUGAGACGCCGCUGCCGCGCUCCUGGAGCCCCAAGGACAAGUACAACUACAUCGGCCUCUCCCAGGGCAACCUCCGCGUCCACUAUAAAGGUCAUGGCAAAAAUCACAAAGAUGCGGCGUCAGUGCGUGCCACCCACCCCAUACCUGCUGCCUGUGGCAUUUAUUACUUUGAGGUGAAGAUUGUCAGCAAAGGAAGAGAUGGGUACAUGGGAAUAGGACUCUCAGCUCAAGGCGUCAACAUGAACAGACUUCCUGGUUGGGAUAAACAUUCCUAUGGUUACCAUGGUGAUGAUGGGCAUUCCUUCUGCUCCUCGGGGACUGGCCAGCCCUAUGGUCCCACAUUCACUACAGGAGAUGUGAUUGGGUGCUGCGUCAACCUCAUCAACGGCACUUGCUUCUACACCAAGAAUGGCCACAGCCUUGGUAUAGCCUUCACAGACCUCCCGGCCAACCUCUACCCCACCGUAGGCCUGCAGACACCCGGGGAGAUUGUGGACGCCAACUUUGGGCAGCAGCCCUUCCUGUUUGACAUUGAGGACUACAUGCGGGAGUGGCGUGCCAAGGUCCAGGGCACUGUCCACUGCUUCCCCAUCAGUGCCCGGCUUGGCGAGUGGCAGGCGGUGCUGCAGAACAUGGUCUCGUCUUACCUGGUGCAUCAUGGGUAUUGUGCCACGGCCACGGCUUUUGCCCGAAUGACUGAAACCCCGAUUCAGGAAGAACAAGCAUCCAUAAAGAACAGACAAAAGAUUCAGAAGCUGGUGCUGGAGGGCCGAGUGGGGGAGGCCAUUGAGACCACACAGCGCUUCUACCCAGGGCUGCUGGAGCAUAAUCCCAACCUUCUCUUCAUGCUUAAGUGCCGACAGUUUGUGGAGAUGGUGAACGGGACUGACAGUGAGGUCCGCAGCUUGAGCUCUCGAAGCCCCAAGUCCCAGGACAGCUACCCUGGCUCCCCCAGCCUCAGUCCCCGACACGGCCCCACUAGUUCCCACACGCACAACACAGGAGCAGAUAGUCCCAGCUGCAGCAACGGCGUCGCCUCCUCCAAGAGCAAACCGAACCACAGUAAAUACCCUGCACCCAGCUCCUCCUCGUCCUCGUCAUCCUCCUCAUCCUCCUCAUCUCCCUCCUCAGUGAAUUACUCCGAGUCCAACUCUACAGAUUCCACCAAGUCCCAGCCCCACAGCAGUACCAGUAACCAGGAGACCAGCGACAGUGAGAUGGAGAUGGAGGCGGAGCAUUACCCCAAUGGUGUGCUGGAGAGCAUGUCCACACGCAUCGUCAACGGUGCCUACAAGCAUGAGGACCUGCAGACGGAUGAGUCCAGCAUGGUCCUCCCUUGUCUGUUUGUGCCCUCCCGAUGUGCCCCCUGCUGGGCUCUGGGUGCAGAUGACGGGCAUCCGCGGCGGCAGCUCUGCGGGGGCAAUCAGGCAGCCACGGAAAGAAUUAUCCUGUUCGGCCGCGAGUUGCAGGCACUGAGUGAGCAGCUGGGCCGGGAAUAUGGCAAGAAUUUGGCCCACACGGAGAUGCUGCAGGAUGCCUUUAGCCUGCUUGCCUACUCAGACCCCUGGAGCUGUCCAGUUGGCCAGCAGCUUGACCCCAUCCAGAGGGAGCCUGUGUGUGCCGCCCUCAACAGCGCCAUUUUAGAGUCUCAGAACCUGCCAAAACAGCCCCCGCUGGUGCUCGCCCUGGGCCAGGCAUCUGAGUGUCUACGGCUCAUGGCCCGAGCGGGCCUGGGAUCUUGCUCUUUUGCCAGAGUCGACGACUACUUGCACUAGCUGACCACACUGGCUGGCCCCACCUGGCCCUCCCUCGGCCCCAGGGCUGGAGCAGCCCUGCCCUCCAUCGGCACCUGGUGCAGGGACCCGGAAGCCACGUGCAGAGUCCACUCCUCCUGCCUGGCCUCUUCUGUUCCCUUCCUCCCUUCCUUUCUGUUUCUCCCACCUUCAGUCUCUCUCUCUCUCCCCCCUUCACGUGCAGUGGCCUAUGACACAGUAUUGGCUGGUUACUCUUCAUGUAGCACCUUCUAUUUUGAAAAGAGGGGGGUUGUUUUGAGGAGAGGUUGGGGUUUUUUAAUCUUUUUUUUUUUCCCCCUCCUCCUGACUGAGCCACCAGUAUUUAUCUCUGGAGAGUUUGUGCUGAGCUGGUUUCUGCUAAUUUAGUGAUGAAGCCUAUCCACGUUGGUGAUAGCUUAUUAUUUUCAUAAGUAAAAAAAAAUGAGAUUAUAUAUAUAAAUAUAUAUAUUAAAAAAAGACACAGUAUUUAUCGUAGUGUUAGUGGUCCAGCACCUCUUGGGUGAGGCUGUCCAGACACCAUGUUUUUAUUUGAGUCCCAACUCAUCAAAAAAGAAUCAUCUCUGUCACCUCAGCCAAGGGAUUUAUUUCAGGCUUCCCCUUUGUUGAACUACAGGCCCAGCUGCAGCCUAGGAAAGCCCAGUAGGCUUUGGGAGCCUCACAGUGGGCAGGAUAGGCUAAGCUGGUUUGCAGCAUCCGAGAGGUGUGGGUGCCUAGGCCUCUGAGAGUUGAACUGAGCAGAGAACUGCAGGGCCAAGGGGCCACAGAAGAGAUGACUUGGCCCAGGGCUAACAGCAAAGCGAGGGAGGAGAGGGUGCUCGGCCAGCACGCUGUCCACCAUCCUACCCUGCCUCUCACUGCCUGCCUUGACUCUCUCUCUCUCUUCCCUUUUCAUCAUCCCGCCUUUCCUUGUUAAGAUGGCCAAAUACUUCAUUUCCUCUAAAUUGAUUGCCUGGGAACUACCUGCCUUCGACCCGCGAGCUGCUGUGUGUCAGGCUGCGGGGAGGGAGUCUCCUACAGGGAGGUCCCUGGGCACAGGGGCUGCCUUCUUCCUGCCUGGGUCUUCAUCUUCUCUGCACAGCUUGGAUGGAAUCAACACUUCCUGUUGAGAAGCCAGGACCUUGUGGAGGCAGAUUUGUGGACUGCCUGUCGCCAGAGUGGAUGGAACCUUUGACCCCCCCAGGCUAAGCCUCACUGUAGCUGUGCCAGGCAGCUCCCUGCAGUUUGGCCCCAGUCAUUCUUAGGAAAGACUGUUAUGAGUAUUUGCUGGCUAGAGGAAGGGACCUCAUGGGCUUGACAGAUGUCCCAGUGUCCAUGUCUGAUGGAUCCUCACAGCUAGUGGGUCAGAAACUGUCUUAGUACUGCCAUCAGGGAAUCAGGAGAGGAAGGGCUAAGAUGGAGGCCAGGACUUGAGCAGGCUAUCUGUGGAGAGGACUGACCGCCCACGGGAAGGAAAGGGAGGUGCCCUCCCAGAGGAGCAGGAGGAGGGGCCGGGAUUUCCCCAUCUGCUUCACAGCGGGAGGGAAUGCACGACAGCCCCUGCUAAGGGGCAAGGUCAGAAGUCAAGCUUCCAGUCCCUGCCUGGAUCUGGGUUCUCCAUCAGUGCAUACUGGAAUGUUUGGAAGUGGCCUGAGGUGCCCACUGGGACUUGCUGGGCCUACAGCUGGACAAGAGAAAUAAUUGAGUUGAACUAAGUGCUGGUGAUGGGGUCAGGGCCCUCGGCCCUGUGCUCCCCCAGAAUUCUGUCCCGGGACACACCCUGAAGGUUGCUGCUUUUUCUUGGUCCCCCCUGGGGCCCUGGCUGGCAGCCCAGAGACCACAAAGCAUCAGGAAGGUGGUGUCCUGUCUGUGAAGGAAAUUCAUCCUCUGCAAACCUGGGAAUGCCCAGCUCCCAAACCAAUGGGUUGGAAAAAUCAGGCUGUUAAAAUGAUUGGAAGCACUCAGGACUGGGAAUUAAAACCAGAGGCUUUUGCAAUUGGAAUGAAGUUCAGAGACCAUCUACUCCACCAAUCCUCUCCUUUUAUAGAUAAGGAAACAGGCCCAGGAGAUUGAGUUGGCCAAAGACACUCAACAGAUGGGGGCAGAACUGGGACUAAGCUCAUCCCUGUGGCUUGGACAACACUGUUGAGUCCUAAAGCUGAAUGGCAGGCGAGGGAUUAGGCUGGUGAGGCCUCCAGCAAUGUCUGAGCAGCUGGUACCUUCAGGGGUGUGUCAGGGGUGGGGAUGGGUGCCUGGGCUUGGGUUGUGGAGCGGCUGAGAGGGCCCCGGAGGGCUCAGGACAGCUGUGUGCUGCUCGGGGUUGGGUGUCCGCCUGGCUCACGCUCAGUGCCCAUGGCCACCUCCCCAUUUUCUGUGCCUUAUCUCACUGUUUCAGCUGAGUCCAAGUUGUUUACUCUGUUCCUCUCCAAAGGGGCACUGUGUCCCAUUUGGACAGCUCACCUUUGGGACAUUAGCCUUUGCCCCACAAGCCGUGGAGAGGACCAAAAUCAAGCUGCUUGAGCCCACUGUCUUGCUGAUAGUCCAGGCCUGCCUGCCAACCAGCGGAGCCCCUGCUACACACCCAGUCCUACCAGCCUACUUCCAAGAGCCAAGAGUGGGGCAGGCACCUGGGAGGAGUCCUGGUGAAGAACUGGACUUCAGCCAAGGAGGCAGGAGGAAGACCUGGCUCUGUUGGGUCGUUCAACUCUGGGGGAGCAGCCUUUCCCUCUUACCUUUUCCUCUUGUUCCACCAAAUGGUCGCUCUUUUCCAGAGCAGAAACUGGCGGACAUGCAACGAUAGCCAGAACCCCUGUCCCUCACCCACCUGGGUCUGUGGCUGGACGUGGGCUGGCAGAACAGGGACACCAAGAGAUGGAGAAGGGGGACUUCCCAACCUCCCAGCAUCUUCCUAGCCCGUAAGCAAGCACAAAGAUGAGGCAGAGAUCUGUCAGAGCUGAAAGUUCCUUUGGUUGCUCACAACUCAGGUAUGCACACCGUGUGGCAGCUGGGCAGCAGAGCCCUACUUGGCCGCGAGUCCCGUGCACCCAGACCUGUGGCCAGAUCGUGGACUCUGGCUGCCUCAGGCGCCGCCUCUUUGCAUAGGGUUCUCCUCCAUUAGUAACUACAGCCGACUCGGAUGUCCUCCACAUUGUGCACACUGGUUCUGCCUUUGUCCUCGCAAGUUGAUACUUGGCAUUAGCAUGAAACGUGUGGGUGUGGGAGGGUUUAGAGAGAAUUCUAACACACAACAUCCUAUUAAAUUGUACUUGAGAGAUGAAAAAACUCCUGUUGUAUUUUGACAGAAUUAUUUUUAUUAAAAUACACAUCCAUGA